AUGGAAAACAGUGCUGCAAGCCUGAAAUGGGCCUCUAAUAUAGAAUUUGUUGUGGCGUUACUGGGAUACUCCAUUGGUACGCCGGAAUUCUGGAGAGUACCGUACCUGACCUACAGGAAUGGAGGGGGAAUUGGCAUCGCUGUAGCAGUGAUAAAUUGCAUUUAUGGUGUUACUACAGUCACCCUAACGGCCUGGGCAUUGGAGUAUUUCUUUAACUCGUUUAAAGCAGUCCUGCCAUGGACUAACUGUGACAAUGACUGGAAUACUCCAGCGUGUUACAGGGACGGUUCCGAUAUCGUUCCGAGGAACAUGUCCACGUACAACUCCAGUUCAGAAAACUACACAAUCAUGCUGUGGAUAGAGGCCUCAUUUCAGACGUUUUUAACUCUGGGUCCAGGUUGGGGAGGACUUAUGAUGAUGGGAGCACACAACAAAUUCCGGACAAAUUCAUUACGAUCGUCGAUAAUAUCAACAACGGCGACCUUGACCUUUGGACUAGUCAAUGGCCUCGUGGUGUUUUCCGUACUUGGUGUGAUGUCAGAGGAGAUCGGUGUGCCAAUCGCUGAUAUGAUGACCUCAGGUGGUUUUUCCAUUGGAUUUAUAGCCUAUCCCAAGGCAUUGAGUUAUUUCCCCUUACCCCAACUUUGGUGUGCCAUCUUUUACUUCCUAAUUCUACUACCCGGGUUGGAUGCCAUGGCGACACUUACAGAACCAUUUCUGAUGAUCUUAGAGGAAAUAUUCCCGAAACUAUUGAAAAAUCGAAGGAUCCUUUUGUUGGCUGUUGUCAGUUUUGUGAUGUUUCUUCUUAGCUUGCCUCUCGCUACACAGGCUGGCGUCUACAUAUUUCUGCUGGUGGACUGGUACACCGGAACCUGGAGUGUCAUGUUGAUAUGUAUGGCCGAGUGUAUCAUGUUUGCCUGGAUUUAUGGUACACACAGGAUAGAUCGUGAUGUCCGCCUGAUGCUCAACCGGCCACUUCCCGCCAUUGUCCGUAUAAGUACAGCCUUCAUUAUGCCUGUUUUUCUUACGUGCCUCCUCGUGAUCAGUGUCUUUACAUACAAGCCGCCGUCCUUUGGAGACUAUAACUAUCCUGUGUAUGCGCGGGCUAUAGGAUGGUGUUUUACAAUGGCGUCCAUAUUACCAGCUCUUGGCUAUUCUGUGUGGGUCAUAGUGAAAGCGGAAGGACCAUUUGGACAGCGGAUCAAACACCUCGCACGAUACACACCACGAUGGAUUCCAGCCGAUGAGAGGGCUGUGGAAAUCUACAGAGACUCGGAACGUUCAGCGGAUUUAACCUGGAAACAACUGUUCUGGUUUAAUCUUACAGGACGAGGUGGCAUUGAUAUAAAAGACUGUGGGAACUCUGUACCAAUGUUGUAG
This is a messenger RNA of Pecten maximus, 1380 nucleotides long. Its product is annotated as sodium-dependent dopamine transporter-like. Gene Ontology annotation, cellular component: membrane. NCBI's taxonomy places the organism in Eukaryota, Metazoa, Mollusca, Bivalvia, Pectinida, Pectinidae. The transcript is spliced from 10 exons. The coding region runs from base 1 to 1380 and encodes 459 amino acids. The record is from RefSeq and is a predicted model, not a curated record. Gene Ontology annotation, biological process: sodium ion transmembrane transport.